AUGCGCCAGCAGAAGGGCAAGGUAACCAUGGACAACCUCCAGAAUGAACUUAGAGCUAAGCUUUUUGUCGGCUCCAACGAGAACGACGCUUUAGCCCGCCUCUCGGAACAACAGACGCUGAAAGCAAUCACGCUUUCGAUCACCACCCGUGGAAUAGGAAUCGGGAUUUGUCAUCUUUCCUAUAUAGCAAUAUCAUAUCAUACCAACAUCCAGAUUCCAAGCAUUUACGCGUUCUACCGCGUAUCUCUCGGGCUCCUUGAGGCAAAAUUGGAGAAUAUAAAGAAGGAUAUGUCCGUCGUCCCUCGCUACACUGAGCACUGUUACCAGUAUAGAGUAACCAGCGACAUGCUUCGCGUCGCUCAAUCAGUCGCUAUUGUUCCCGAGCCAAUAAAAAGAAUUAUCGAUGCUGUUGGCCACCUCACCUAUGAGGAUAAAAUGUACACACCGGCCGUUGCAGCCGAAGUAUACGACCGACGAAGGCAAUAUGUGCCAAGACCAGAGGCCAUAUUAUUAAGUAAUCUACGGAAUACAGUCGUCGCUCUAGCGGAUCCAGCUACACCGCGUGCAUACCGUGAGUCGUUCCAUCAACACUCACCGAUACCAGGAUGUAUUUGGCAGGAUGACUUGCUAAUGAAUCCUAAUGAAAUAAUGCCAGCGAAUUACGACUUCGUUGAUGAUUUCCGUCGCGAUUCUCAUUUAAUCGCACCUUAUGUCGCGUCACUACAGAGCAUAGUACAAUUGGCUUAUCCCAGCGAAGUCACUGGUAAUCUCGUAGGCUGCGGCAGCUUCAUCCCGCAUAUGGUAAAGUGGGUACCGCAGACUUACCAACGCGGCCGAGUCGACCAGAUGCGCCAGCAGAAGGGCAAGGUAACCAUGGACAACCUCCAGAAUGAACUUAGAGCUAAGCUUUUUGUCGGCUCCAACGAGAACGACGCUUUAGCCCGCCUCUCGGAACAACAGACGCUGAAAGCAAUCACGCUUUCGAUCACCACCCGUGGAAUAGGAAUCGGGAUUUGUCAUCUUUCCUAUAUAGCAAUAUCAUAUCAUACCAACAUCCAGAUUCCAAGCAUUUACGCGUUCUACCGCGUAUCUCUCGGGCUCCUUGAGGCAAAAUUGGAGAAUAUAAAGAAGGAUAUGUCCGUCGUCCCUCGCUACACUGAGCACUGUUACCAGUAUAGAGUAACCAGCGACAUGCUUCGCGUCGCUCAAUCAGUCGCUAUUGUUCCCGAGCCAAUAAAAAGAAUUAUCGAUGCUGUUGGCCACCUCACCUAUGAGGAUAAAAUGUACACACCGGCCGUUGCAGCCGAACCACGAAAGGGCAACAAACGACCUGGGCAUCAAACCAAAUCGAGGCAGACUUACCAACGCGGCCGAGUCGACCAGAUGCGCCAGCAGAAGGGCAAGGUAACCAUGGACAACCUCCAGAAUGAACUUAGAGCUAAGCUUUUUGUCGGCUCCAACGAGAACGACGCUUUAGCCCGCCUCUCGGAACAACAGACGCUGAAAGCAAUCACGCUUUCGAUCACCACCCGUGGAAUAGGAAUCGGGAUUUGUCAUCUUUCCUAUAUAGCAAUAUCAUAUCAUACCAACAUCCAGAUUCCAAGCAUUUACGCGUUCUACCGCGUAUCUCUCGGGCUCCUUGAGGCAAAAUUGGAGAAUAUAAAGAAGGAUAUGUCCGUCGUCCCUCGCUACACUGAGCACUGUUACCAGUAUAGAGUAACCAGCGACAUGCUUCGCGUCGCUCAAUCAGUCGCUAUUGUUCCCGAGCCAAUAAAAAGAAUUAUCGAUGCUGUUGGCCACCUCACCUAUGAGGAUAAAAUGUACACACCGGCCGUUGCAGCCGAAGUAUACGACCGACGAAGGCAAUAUGUGCCAAGACCAGAGGCCAUAUUAUUAAGUAAUCUACGGAAUACAGUCGUCGCUCUAGCGGAUCCAGCUACACCGCGUGCAUACCGUGAGUCGUUCCAUCAACACUCACCGAUACCAGGAUGUAUUUGGCAGGAUGACUUGCUAAUGAAUCCUAAUGAAAUAAUGCCAGCGAAUUACGACUUCGUUGAUGAUUUCCGUCGCGAUUCUCAUUUAAUCGCACCUUAUGUCGCGUCACUACAGAGCAUAGUACAAUUGGCUUAUCCCAGCGAAGUCACUGGUAAUCUCGUAGGCUGCGGCAGCUUCAUCCCGCAUAUGGUAAAGUGGGUACCGCAGACUUACCAACGCGGCCGAGUCGACCAGAUGCGCCAGCAGAAGGGCAAGGUAACCAUGGACAACCUCCAGAAUGAACUUAGAGCUAAGCUUUUUGUCGGCUCCAACGAGAACGACGCUUUAGCCCGCCUCUCGGAACAACAGACGCUGAAAGCAAUCACGCUUUCGAUCACCACCCGUGGAAUAGGAAUCGGGAUUUGUCAUCUUUCCUAUAUAGCAAUAUCAUAUCAUACCAACAUCCAGAUUCCAAGCAUUUACGCGUUCUACCGCGUAUCUCUCGGGCUCCUUGAGGCAAAAUUGGAGAAUAUAAAGAAGGAUAUGUCCGUCGUCCCUCGCUACACUGAGCACUGUUACCAGUAUAGAGUAACCAGCGACAUGCUUCGCGUCGCUCAAUCAGUCGCUAUUGUUCCCGAGCCAAUAAAAAGAAUUAUCGAUGCUGUUGGCCACCUCACCUAUGAGGAUAAAAUGUACACACCGGCCGUUGCAGCCGAAGUAUACGACCGACGAAGGCAAUAUGUGCCAAGACCAGAGGCCAUAUUAUUAAGUAAUCUACGGAAUACAGUCGUCGCUCUAGCGGAUCCAGCUACACCGCGUGCAUACCGUGAGUCGUUCCAUCAACACUCACCGAUACCAGGAUGUAUUUGGCAGGAUGACUUGCUAAUGAAUCCUAAUGAAAUAAUGCCAGCGAAUUACGACUUCGUUGAUGAUUUCCGUCGCGAUUCUCAUUUAAUCGCACCUUAUGUCGCGUCACUACAGAGCAUAGUACAAUUGGCUUAUCCCAGCGAAGUCACUGGUAAUCUCGUAGGCUGCGGCAGCUUCAUCCCGCAUAUGGUAAAGUGGGUACCGCAGACUUACCAACGCGGCCGAGUCGACCAGAUGCGCCAGCAGAAGGGCAAGGUAACCAUGGACAACCUCCAGAAUGAACUUAGAGCUAAGCUUUUUGUCGGCUCCAACGAGAACGACGCUUUAGCCCGCCUCUCGGAACAACAGACGCUGAAAGCAAUCACGCUUUCGAUCACCACCCGUGGAAUAGGAAUCGGGAUUUGUCAUCUUUCCUAUAUAGCAAUAUCAUAUCAUACCAACAUCCAGAUUCCAAGCAUUUACGCGUUCUACCGCGUAUCUCUCGGGCUCCUUGAGGCAAAAUUGGAGAAUAUAAAGAAGGAUAUGUCCGUCGUCCCUCGCUACACUGAGCACUGUUACCAGUAUAGAGUAACCAGCGACAUGCUUCGCGUCGCUCAAUCAGUCGCUAUUGUUCCCGAGCCAAUAAAAAGAAUUAUCGAUGCUGUUGGCCACCUCACCUAUGAGGAUAAAAUGUACACACCGGCCGUUGCAGCCGAAGUAUACGACCGACGAAGGCAAUAUGUGCCAAGACCAGAGGCCAUAUUAUUAAGUAAUCUACGGAAUACAGUCGUCGCUCUAGCGGAUCCAGCUACACCGCGUGCAUACCGUGAGUCGUUCCAUCAACACUCACCGAUACCAGGAUGUAUUUGGCAGGAUGACUUGCUAAUGAAUCCUAAUGAAAUAAUGCCAGCGAAUUACGACUUCGUUGAUGAUUUCCGUCGCGAUUCUCAUUUAAUCGCACCUUAUGUCGCGUCACUACAGAGCAUAGUACAAUUGGCUUAUCCCAGCGAAGUCACUGGUAAUCUCGUAGGCUGCGGCAGCUUCAUCCCGCAUAUGGUAAAGUGGGUACCGCAGACUUACCAACGCGGCCGAGUCGACCAGAUGCGCCAGCAGAAGGGCAAGGUAACCAUGGACAACCUCCAGAAUGAACUUAGAGCUAAGCUUUUUGUCGGCUCCAACGAGAACGACGCUUUAGCCCGCCUCUCGGAACAACAGACGCUGAAAGCAAUCACGCUUUCGAUCACCACCCGUGGAAUAGGAAUCGGGAUUUGUCAUCUUUCCUAUAUAGCAAUAUCAUAUCAUACCAACAUCCAGAUUCCAAGCAUUUACGCGUUCUACCGCGUAUCUCUCGGGCUCCUUGAGGCAAAAUUGGAGAAUAUAAAGAAGGAUAUGUCCGUCGUCCCUCGCUACACUGAGCACUGUUACCAGUAUAGAGUAACCAGCGACAUGCUUCGCGUCGCUCAAUCAGUCGCUAUUGUUCCCGAGCCAAUAAAAAGAAUUAUCGAUGCUGUUGGCCACCUCACCUAUGAGGAUAAAAUGUACACACCGGCCGUUGCAGCCGAAGUAUACGACCGACGAAGGCAAUAUGUGCCAAGACCAGAGGCCAUAUUAUUAAGUAAUCUACGGAAUACAGUCGUCGCUCUAGCGGAUCCAGCUACACCGCGUGCAUACCACGACCAAGAGGUUAUAGUUGACCUCGAUGCACCAUGUUCCGAGGGUCAACCUGAAGGACAAUUAGAACAAGUGCUGGGGUCACAUUUGGAAGCAAUCCAAAGUACAUCCCAUGAUGGGCAUUCGUCGACUGAGGCUCCGAAGCGUAUUCUACCUUCAGAUCAAAUGUCUGCUCCUGAAACAGAAAACAUACAAUUAGAAAGUAAAAUAUUAGAAAUAUUAGACACUGACCCCACUACAGAGAAUAGGUAUGGCAAAGAGAUAUAUAACAAUGUUUCAACGAGAUUCCAAUACUGGGUCACAACAGAUCUGAUGUUCAGCUCCACGCGUAUUCAGCCGUUUGCAUGAUAAUAAAAUUAUUGAAUAUUAUCAGCUACUCAUAUUUAAUUUUUUAUCAUAUUUCUAUCAAAUUGUGCUAAAAUGCUUUUAAUAAAUAUAUAAUCAUAUAAAGCAGUGUAUUCUUAUUGUGUGGUUCAUCUUCUCCUUACCCCUUUGCUCAUUGGCAACGACUCCAUUGAUAGUCCUUGCCAUCUUCUUGAUAAGAAAUAAAAUAUUUCACAUACCAUGGUCAGUAAUUGCUGAGAAUAUAUAUAACAAGCUCAGAAAAUAUAAACCAGGCAUUAAUGAAAUCGAGUGUACAUAUAUGUACAUAUAUUCAAAAAACAAAAAAACUACAGAUAUUUUUAUGUAUAUUUUAUAUGAUUACUAAUUUGUCAUAAUAAGUUUUUGUGUUUUUUACCGGAAUAACGGAAAUUAAAAAUUUAAACGUGAACGUUAUAUAUGAUAAAAUCCAUGUGUACAUGUGACAUAGCAUACUUGUAACAAAAUUAUGUAGCAUAAGAUUUAGCUAGUUUACCAUAUUUUUCAGUUAUUUGAUUCUGCAUAAAAAAUGGCUGGGCCGAUUUUGCUGGAAACCUAGUUCUAAGUUACGUAAUUACGAACAAGUUUAGAUAAUUACGAAACUUUCGAAUUAAAAACGAAGCUAUGACAAGAAUUUCCCUAUAGAACGUUAAAAGCAGAUGGCCGUGUAACUUGGUCAGCUUAUAUCAUACACUUUCAUCUAAUACCUCCAGAAGUUUGUCAUAGAUCCAAAGUUUUUCAACUACUAAAUGGAAUUCAUUCAAACCUUGAUGAGAUGUUUGAUGCAAUUACGUUCUAAAUGAGUACCUUGACUUUAUUACAAGGAUAUUAAUUUUUUUAGUGCCUGAUGAGAGCCGGGUGUUUCGGUAGAUAAUUUGUCAGAAAUUUCAUUUUAUUGCCAAUUAUUUAGGAUUUAAAGCUCAUUAUUUAUGAAACUGUGACAGCAAGGGAACAGGCGAUAGUUAAAUUUUAAGGCUCGACCUUUUAUGAGGUUAUUAUGAAUUCAAAUGGACUCCACCGUAAUAAAAGGUUUUUCACAUGAAUUUCCAUAAGGAAUAUAUAUGAGCCAUUACUAAUGUCACAUUAAAUAUUUUAUACACAACAGGCUAUAGAAGUUCUUCCUUAUCAGGCCUAUUAUGCGGAGCUUAAGCCGAUUAUAGACCGGUGAUAAAAAAAGUUAUUUGAAUAAAGUUAUAUCAGCUAAAAGUAAAACAUCAGUUUUUAAAUAUAAAUCUGAAUAAUCACAGCAGCACUAAACCCCGAAUGAUCGUCUGAUUCGUCUGAUCGAUUUUUUCAGCGGUCACUGACCAUUGCAUAAUAAAACUGCAUAAUUAAUGAUUCCUAGAUUCGAAAAAAUUGACAUGAUUUUCUAAUCAUAAAAUUAAAUAUUAUUUAUAGUUUAAAAUGACUAAUAAUGAUAGAAACAAAUACUUACUAAAUCCUCACAACAAAUCAAAGCUUUUUUCAUUUUAAUAAGUAUGCCAUUUUGUUUUAAUUCUUGUUAUAUCAAUACGAAUAUAAAUUAACAAAACUAGCUUAAGUUUCAAGGAUAUUAAAGUUUAUUUACUGUUGUCGAGCACUUUUUUGUUAUGAGACUUCUACUUUUAUUUUUCUUUCUAUUAUUUCGAAAUUAAUAAAAAUCAAUCGUAAAUGACUUGUUUUAUUAUGAUUAGCUUGAUUAGAACAAAGACUUUUUAAAUGAUCUGAACGUAGUUUGAUACUAUCUGCUCAGGAUGAGUGUGUAAACAUAUGUACUCAUAUCUGCCUACUGCACAAAUUACAAAAACGACAAAAUUCAUGUAUCUGUAUCUUUGAUAAAUGGCAAAUUUAAUAUUGGAGUUACCGUCACAAUAGUCGGUCCUCGGAUGAAUGAACUGCUAAAUUUAUUUUCAGACCAGUAUAGCAUGUAUCGAAAAAUACUUUUAGUUUCGUACUUAAAUAUAUUUUAUUUGAAACAAGCUUUUUUUAUGUAUCAUCAACUUCUAGAUGCUUACCUACCAGGUAAAAGUAGGCAACCGGGCAACUAUUUAUGUAAUUGGGUCAGGAUAUAGAUAAGAUAACUCUCAAAGUACCUAUUACUAUGAUUUUCCUUUUUGCAGUUCUAAUCAUGACAAUGGGCUUCGAAUUAAUUGGGAAUUUCAAUUACUCCUAAUUAAUCUAAUAAAAUAUUGGAAUUACCAAUUAUUACAUUUAAACAUAGUUAUCAACUCAAUGCUCCAUGGUGAUAAUAAUAGAACAAUUAUUAACACACGCAAAUUCCCAAACUAGAUAACCUUUUAGUUUGCCUUUUUAUAAACACGGUUGAUUUGUAUUCAUAAGGUAACCACAUACCUAUUAUUGAUAUGGGGUCUAAUCAUAUUUAGUCAUGGAUCCAGACUCCGAACAACGGCACCAGUUAACGAAAUGACAUAAACCUAAAUAAACUCUUAGAGGUCUGUUGGUAUUGGCCAAAUAUCACCUGAGAUAAUUAACUGAAGUUUAUAGCUUUUGUUCAUUCAAAUAAGAAGCAUAUGUUACAAGUUACGUCAUUUUCUGAGGUCAAUACAACGGGACAUUGUUCUCAAGACGACAUUUCAGUGAACUAAUAAAAUAUUACGACACUUUCUAUAUAUAGUUAUUGUAUAUAUUAUCCUGUUAUUGUACUUCCAUGUCAAUGAUUAGGUCGUUAGAUACAAAAGUUAUGUAAAAGAAGCCACGUACAAAAACCUGUUCUAAAGAUUGGGGAAAGAUUGAAAAUCAAGCUUCCGAAUGUUAGCUAUACUCUAAGUGUGUUCCGCGGAACCCUAGGGUUCCGUGAUACCUCUGUCGGGGUUCCGCAAGAAUUUAGAAAUAAAAAAAUCAAAACACCUCUCUCUGGUCGCUCCGCGGCUGUGCGGACUCCGCGGCCGCGCGGAGACAAAACGCUAUGAAUGUUAUUUAUUUAUUUAUUUGUAUUUGUAUAAGCUUGUGUUACAUUAGCUGGUACAAUAUCUCAUAAGUUUGGUCUCAACAAUUUUAUACUUGUACAACGCGUUCGCUCUAAGUUUGCCGGUCUGUGGAAUGCGCGUACCCUCCCCCACGUGACAACAAAACUUAU
Messenger RNA from Chilo suppressalis (striped riceborer), 7927 nucleotides. The record is from the annotation of a GenBank genome assembly. NCBI's taxonomy places the organism in Eukaryota, Metazoa, Arthropoda, Insecta, Lepidoptera, Crambidae.